Messenger RNA from Neomonachus schauinslandi (Hawaiian monk seal), 1629 nucleotides. It is a transcript of the gene SYT9, whose product is annotated as synaptotagmin 9. Gene Ontology annotation, biological process: calcium-ion regulated exocytosis; regulation of dopamine secretion; cellular response to calcium ion. The transcript is spliced from 7 exons. Gene Ontology annotation, cellular component: membrane; dense core granule. The record is from RefSeq and is a predicted model, not a curated record. Gene Ontology annotation, molecular function: calcium ion binding; phosphatidylserine binding; SNARE binding. NCBI's taxonomy places the organism in Eukaryota, Metazoa, Chordata, Mammalia, Carnivora, Phocidae. Bases 1 to 1629 code for a protein of 542 amino acids.
AUGCCCGGGGCCAGGGACGCGCUCUGUCACCAGGCGCUGCAGCUGCUGGCCGAGCUCUGUGCCCGUGGGGCCCUGGAGCACGACAGCUGCCAGGAUUUCAUCUACCACCUGCGGGACCGCGCCAGACCCCGGCUCCGCGACCCAGAUAUCUCCGUGAGCCUGCUGACCCUCAUGGUCACUGCCUGUGGCCUCGCGCUUUUUGGCGUGUCUCUCUUCGUGUCUUGGAAACUCUGCUGGGUUCCAUGGCGAGAACGAGGCCUGCUGUCUGGUAGCAAAGACAACAAUCGGGAACCUCUUAACUACACGGACACAGAGACCAAUGAGCAGGAGAACAGUGAGGGCUUCCUAGACCCUCCCACCCCCUGCCCUGACUCCUCCAUGAAGAUCAGCCACACCUCCCCUGACAUUCCCCUCUCGACCCAGGCCGGGGGCCAGGAGAACUGUGCCCAUGGCGUCCGUGUGCAGCGCCAAGUCACAGCGCCAAGCUCGUCGGCCCGGCAUAAUUCAAUCCGAAGACAACUCAACCUGUCAAACCCGGACUUCAAUAUCCAGCAGCUUCAAAAACAGGAACAGUUGACUGGAAUUGGUCGAAUUAAACCAGAGUUAUAUAAGCAGCGGUCACUGGAUACUGAUGAUGGGACAAGGGGUAAUAGCAAAGCCUGUGGGAAACUGAAUUUCAUUUUAAAGUAUGACUGUGACUUAGAGCAGCUCAUAGUGAAGAUUCACAAAGCUGUCAAUUUGCCUGCCAAGGACUUUUCUGGGACUUCAGAUCCUUAUGUCAAGAUCUAUUUGCUUCCUGAUCGGAAAACCAAACACCAGACUAAAGUUCACAGAAAGACCCUGAACCCUGUGUUUGAUGAAGUGUUUUUGUUUCCAGUACCCUACAAUGACCUUGCAGCCCGGAAGCUUCACUUCUCUGUGUAUGACUUUGACAGGUUCUCUCGCCAUGACCUAAUUGGCCAAGUGGUGGUGGAUCACUUCUUAGACUUGGCUGAUUUCCCCAGGGAGUGCAUCCUUUGGAAGGAUAUCGAAUAUGUCACCAACGACAAUGUGGAUCUUGGAGAGUUGAUGUUUUCCCUCUGCUAUCUUCCAACUGCUGGCAGGCUGACCAUUACCAUUAUAAAAGCAAGGAAUUUAAAGGCAAUGGACAUAACAGGAGCAUCAGAUCCCUAUGUAAAAGUGUCGCUGAUGUGUGAUGGCAGACGACUGAAGAAGAGGAAAACAUCCACCAAGAGGAACACUCUGAACCCUGUUUACAACGAAGCCAUAGUCUUUGAUGUCCCUCCCGAGAACAUUGACCAAAUCCACUUGUCCAUAGCUGUCAUGGACUACGACCGUGUAGGUCAUAAUGAGAUCAUCGGCGUGUGUCAAGUAGGCAACGAAGCUGAGAGGCUGGGCAGAGACCACUGGAGUGAAAUGCUGUCAUAUCCUCGGAAGCCCAUCGCACACUGGCAUUCCCUGGUGGAGACGCUACUGUCACUGCCCGUGCUGAGGAUCUCUGCUCAUGGAACUUGCGACCUGUCCUCACAGUACAAGCCAGGCACGAUUGCUGCUUGGGAGUUUGGCCCCUUCAAGGCUGACCAGACCCGAAUUGGGCUCUUGCCAGCCCUACAGAUCUCUGAGGUCUGA